This is a messenger RNA of Manis pentadactyla (Chinese pangolin), 7512 nucleotides long. It is a transcript of the gene ENTPD8, whose product is annotated as ectonucleoside triphosphate diphosphohydrolase 8. The record is from RefSeq and is a predicted model, not a curated record. Gene Ontology annotation, biological process: nucleoside diphosphate catabolic process. Gene Ontology annotation, molecular function: GDP phosphatase activity; UDP phosphatase activity. The transcript is spliced from 9 exons. Bases 5440 to 6891 code for a protein of 483 amino acids. NCBI's taxonomy places the organism in Eukaryota, Metazoa, Chordata, Mammalia, Pholidota, Manidae. Gene Ontology annotation, cellular component: plasma membrane.
AUCCAUUCAUGAUAAAAACUCUUUAAAAAAUGGGUAUAGAGAGCAAGUACCUCAACAUGAUAAAGGCCCCAUAUGACAAACCCACAGCCAACAUCAUACUUAACAGUGAAAAACUGAAAGCUUUUCCUCUAAGAUUGGGAGUAAGACAAGAAUGCCCACUCUCACCACUUUUAUUCAACAUAGUUCUGGAGGUCCUAGCCAUGGUAAUCAGAUAAAAGGCAUCCAGACUGGUAAGGAAGAAGUCAAACUGUUUGCAGAUGACAUGAUAGUGUACAUAAAAAUCCCUAAAGAAUCCACCCCAAAACUACUAGAACUAAUGACUGAAUUCAGCAAAGGUGCAGGAUAUAAAAUUAAUACACAGAAAUCUGCUGUAUUUCUAUAUACUAACACAAACUAGCAGAAAAAGAAAUCAGGAAAAUAACUCCGUUUACAAUUGCAUCAAAAAUAAUAAAAUAUGUAGGAAUAAACCUAACCAAGGAGGUGAAAGACCUUUGCUCUAAAACUACAAGACACUCAUAAGAGAAAGAGGACACCAAUAAAUGGAAACACAUCCCGUGCUCAUGGAUAGGAAGAAUUAAUAUUGUCAAAAUGGCCAUCCUGCCUAAAGCAAUCUACAGAUUCAGUGCAAUCCCUAUCAAAAUACCUAGAGCAUUCUUUAAUGAACUCGAGCAAAUAGUUCUAAAAUUCAUAUGGAACCAUAAAAGACCUCGAAUAGCCAAAGCAAUGCUGAGAAGGAAGAAUAAAGCUGGGGGGAUUGUGCUCCCCAACUUCAAGCUCUACUACAAAGCCACAGUAAUCAAGACAAUUUGGUACUAGCACAAGAACAGAGGCACAGAUCAAUGGAACAGACUAGAGAAUCCAGAUAUAAACCCACACAUAUAUGGCCAAUUAAUACAUGAUAAAGGAGCCAUGGACAUACAAUGGGGAAAUGACAGCCUCUUCAACAGCUGGUGCUGGCAAAACUGGACACUACAUGCAAGAGAAUGAAACUAGACAAAAGUAAACUUGAAAUGAAUCAAAGACCUGAAUGCGAGUCAUGAAACCAUAAAACUCAUAGAAGAAAACACAGCCAAAAAUCUCUUGAAAAUAAGCGUGAGCGACAGCCUCUUCAACAGCUGGUGUUGGCAAAACUGGACAGCUACAUGUAAGAGAAUGAAACUGGAUCACUGUCUAACCCUGUACACAAAAGUAAACUCAAAAUGGAUCAAAGACUUGAAUGUAAGUCAUGAAACCAUAAAACUCUUAGAAAAAAAUAUAGGCAAAAAUCUCUUGGACAUAAAUAUGAGCAACUUCUUCAUGAACAUAUCUCCCUGGGCAAGGGAAACAAAAGCGAAAAUGAACAAGUGGGAUGAUAUCAAACUAAAAAGCUUCUAUACAGCAAAGGACACCAUCAGUAGAACAAAAAGACAUCCUACAGUAUGGGAGAAUAUAUUCAUAAAUGACUCAUCUGAUAAGGGGUUAACAUAAAAAAUAUAUAAAGAACUCAUAUGCCUCAGCAACCAAAAAACAAAUAACCAGCUUAAGAAAUGGGAGGAGGAACUGAACAGACACUUCUCCAAAGAAGAAAUCUGGAUGGCAAAAGGCACAUGAAAAGAUGUUCCACAUCACUAAUUAUCAGGGAAAUGCAAAUUAAAACCGCAAUGAGAUAUCACCUCACAGCAGUUAGGAUGGAUCCAAAAGACAAGAAACAACAAAUGCUGGUGAGGAUGAGGAAAAAGGGGAACCCUCCUACACUGCUGGUGGGAAUGUAAAUUGAUGCAACCAUUGUGUAAAGCAAUAUGGCAGUUCCUCAAAAACAUUAAAAAUAGAAAUAGCACUUAAUCCAGUAACUCCACUCCUAGGAAUUCACCUGGAGAAAACAAUGUCCCUGAUUAAAAAAGACAGAUGCACCCCUAUGUUUAUCACCACACUAUUUGCAAUAGCCAAGAUAUGCAAGCAACCUAAGUGUCCAUCAGUAGAUGAAUGGAUAAAGAAGAUGUGGUACAUAUACACAAUGGAAUAUUAUUCAGCCAUAAGAAGAAAACAAAUCCUACAAUUUGCAACAACAUGGAUGGAGCUAGAGGGUAUUAUGCUGAGUGAAAUAAGUCAGACAGAGAAAGACAAGUACCAUAUGAUUUCAUUUACAUGUGGAAUCUAAAAAACAAAAACACUGACACCAAGCUCAUAGGUACAGAGAAUAGAUUGGUGGUUCCAAGAUAGAGGGGAUAGAGAAUGGGUGGAAUAGGUGAACUGUUUUUUUUUCAGUUUAACUAAAUUGAAUUAAAAAACCCACAUAUACUGAUUAUUAUCCUGAUGAUUGGAAAAUGCUGAUGAAAGAAAAAAUUUUAAAAACCUAAAUCCUAAACAAAUGGAGAAGAGAAAUUGUGUUCAUGGAUUGGAAGACUCAAAAUUGUAAAGAUACCAAUUCUCCCCAGUGUGAUUACAGAUUUAACAUAAUGCCAAUAAAAUUUUCAGGAGGAUUUUUGUAGGUUUAGAGGGGCUGACUAUACAGUUCUGAGAAGAGGAGUGAAGCUGGGGGACUCACACUGCAGCACUGAGACCUACUGUGUGGCCAUGGCUUUCACGACAGAGUCAGGCUAAUAGGCCCAGGAGAGGGCGCAGAACUAGACCCACACAGACGAGGCCGUUUGCACAAAAGUGCAGAGGAACUCACAGAGAAAGGGUGGGCUCUUCAACAAACCGCUGUCGGUCAUCCACACACCAAGGAAAUGAACCCUGGCUACAAAGAUCAAGGUCUAAGUGUACAUCAUGACACUUUUAGGAGAAAGAAAUUUUCGUGACCUGGGGCUAGGCACAAAGUUCUUAGUAAUGUGUGAACAGCACCAUCCCAAAAAGCAAGCCGAUAAAUCAGAUUUCAUCAAGAAUUUAAAGUUUUGCUCUGUGAGAUACACUGUUAAGACAACGAAAAGACAAGCUAAACCUCGGAGAAGGCAUUGCAAACUGCGCCCAUGUGACAAAGGACUGGCUCUAGAAGGUACAAGGAAUUCCCUAAACAGGAAGAAGUCAAACAAUCCAGUUUUAAAAGGGGCAAAGGACAGGACGCCUCAGCAGAGAGGGUGUCUGUAUGCAGAUGAGGACAUAGAAAAGUGUCUGACAUGGGCCAUCGGUGCAGAUCAACCUCAGGGAGUCUUCACUUCACACCUGUCAGAUGGCUACAACUUAAGGUGACAUCAAACGAUGGGAAGGAUACAAAGGCUGAAGCUCUCACUCUAGAAAACAGUUGGCAAUUUCAGCCACACAGCCCAGCAGCCUGUCUUCUGGUGAGAAAUGUGAGCCCAGGUCCACACAGACUUGUGCAUGAAUGUCCACAGCCACAUUCACAGCCCCACGGGGACUCUGCAGGUCCCUCCGGCAGGGGAGCGAUAAGCAAUUGCCGCCCAUCCACCCAGCUGGCCUCCAGGUAAGCACAGAGGAAGGACAGUCAGGCCUCCGCCUCCCUGAGGGGAAGGAGCCAGGCUUAGCCCAUCCCUGUCUGGGGACAGCCGGGGCAGGGCAUGACCACAGAGGGCCUGGGAGUGGGUGCUGCCUGGUUCUGAAUGCAAGGGUGCUCACGAGAACCUAGACACGUGCACAAAAAUGGGGCAAUUUCACUGUGUGCUUAGAAACAACCAGGCAACAGCCAAGAGAGGCUCCUCCCGCCUCCGGUCAGACUGGACUGGAGGCUGGCGGGGCCUCCCGGUGUCGCUCUGUCUGAGCUCCCAGCCUCAGGCGCUCUCUGGUCACCUGAUGCUGACCAGCCCUUAAUCUGAGCCCUGGCACCCACCCCAGCUUCCAGCUGGGGGAGGGUGGGGUCAGAGGACAAAGUCUGAGCAGCCUCCAGGGAGGGGCUGGGGCCACCUGGGCAGGUCACCAAAGAGGGUGGGUGAGCUGGGGGCAACUGUGGGCAGCAAGUGGAGGGGAUGACCCUGGGUGGGCACAGCCCUUGAGGAACCCUGGCCCAGCCACACUGAGUCUCUGCUGGCUGGCCUGUGAACUGGAGGUGGAUGGCACCAGCCCAAAGCACACCUGCUCCCAGGUCAGUCGCCUCCCUGGCUGAGGGCCCAGGUCCAGGUGGGCGGUAACGAGGCGGGACGGCAGCCGGCAGUGCCUGAGGGGCGACAGUCUGGCUUCCACCUGCUGCAGCUGCUCAUCUGCCAGCCCAGGUACGGGGUCUGUCCUGGUCUGGGGGGCUGACCAGUCCUGAAGGGGCUAUUCUGAGAGGGGGGUGUACCCACCCUCUUUGCCGGAUCACUGGGAGUCAGGCUGGGAGGGUCUCAGGUUGCCUCGUCCCCUGGAGGGGGUUCCUGGUGUCCUUGGCCUCUGCCUGUCACCUGUUUUUUUUUGAUGUAGCCUGUGGUCUGGGUGCUGGCUGGGGACACUGGCUGGGCCUGUGGCCUGACUGCAGGUCAAGCAGGUCACCUAUCCUCUCUGAGCCUCUGUCUUCCCUCCUUAAAAUGGGAUCCAACCGGCCUGUCCCGUCUGUGGGGCCAGGAGCCAGGCAAGGGCAGCGCACACCCCUCUGCCUUGCUCAGUCUGGACGAGACGUCGGCAAUGUUUGCCUUCUUGCGGGAAACACAGGACGACCCAAACCCGCCAGAGGCCUCUGAGGGCUGCUCCCGCUGAGCCGAGGUGCCGGCGGGGCCGCGGCUCCCGAUGACCAGUGUGCAGGGCCUGGCUCGGGACCCCUGGGGCCAGGAGCGGGCCUGCAGGGGCCGUGCCACUGGGCUGGGCACUGUGGCCUUGUGCAAACAGCAUUCUUGGGUUGCCCCGACCAGCUGCUGAGGGCCUCUGGGACCAAGUAAAAAGUUUCAAAAUCUGAUUAGAGAAACCCAAGGUCAGGUUUUCAAAUAGAAACCAGAUGUCUUUGUUAAGAACUUCUGGCCUCAAGUUCCUUUAAUCAAGAAGACGUGCUUCCCAGGACCCAGCUGACCUCAUUCGCAGGGUUACACACGGAGCCCAGGCAGUCACCUGUGCCACCUGGCUCAGGACCAACCCCACGGCUCACAGAGAAAACCCUGCCCUAGGAGAGGCCUGGUGUAGGGGCUGCCAACAGGGGGCAGGUGGGUGGGAGAGGGGGCCCUUGGUGCCCCGAGCUCCGUCUGGAGUGCACCUGCACAGCUGGGCCUCCUCCUCCUAUGGGGAGGCUGGGGAGAAAGCAGGGGUCCUGGGAGGGUGAAGAGAGGGGCUGUCCAGGUAGCAUCAUGGGGGUAGUAGCUGCCCUGGUCCCUCCUGUGGCAUUAGAAGGGGCUCUCCCGGACCCUGCGAGCGCUGUGUCAGCAGACAGGGCCCCUCUGAUGCCCGGGCCCCCUGGGCAGCCCACUCCUGUGGCCCCUGCUCCAGCCAAGGGGUACUGUCUGAGCCCCAGGGAGGUCGGAGUGGCUCUCCAGGGCAGCAGCAUCUGCAGCAAGUGGAGGGUGCCCACUGCUGCCCACCCGCCCCAGGGCCAGCCCUGCCGGCACCAUGGGGCUGACCUGCAAGCGGCGCGUCCUGACCGGCCUGCUGGGCGCUGCAGUGGCCUCAGGCCUCACCACACUCAUCCUCUUCCUGGUGGAGGCCACUGAUGUCCUCCUGCCUGCAGACUCCAAGUUUGGGAUCGUGUUCGACGCCGGGUCCUCCCACACAUCUGUCUUUGUGUAUCGGUGGCCAGCAGACAAGGAGAAUGACACAGGCGUGGUCAGCCAGGCCUCGGCCUGCCAGGUGAAAGAGGCCGGUGAAAGCCUGCAGGGCUGCCUGGAGGAGGCACUGGCACUGAUCCCAGAGGCCCGGCGCCCAGAAACGCCCAUGUUCCUGGGGGCCACAGCUGGCAUGAGGCUGCUCAGCCGGAAGAACAGCUCUCAGGCGGAGGACAUCUUUGCGGUGGUCAGCCGGGUCCUGGGCCAGUCUCCCGUGGACUUCCGGGGCGCUGAGCUCCUGGCCGGACAGGAUGAAGGUGCCUUGGGUUGGAUCACCAUCAACUACGUCCUGGGCAUGCUGGUGAAGUAUUCCUUCUCUGGAGAAUGGAUCCAGCCUCAGGAGGGGACGCCGGUGGGCGCCCUGGACAUGGGUGGGGCCUCCACCCAGAUCACCUUUGUGCCCGGAGGCCCCAUACUGGACAAGAGCACCCAGGCCACCUUCCGCCUCUAUGGCACGGAGCACAGCGUCUACACCCACAGUUACCUCUGCUUUGGGCGAGACCAGGUGCUGGGCAGGCUCCUGGCUGGGCUGGUGCAGAGCAGCCGGGCCCCCGUCAUCCGUCACCCAUGCUACCACAGCGGCUAUCGAGGCUCCCUGGCCCCGGCCCCCCUGUACGAGUCACCCUGUGUCCACAUCGCAGCCCCCCCAGACCUCACCAGGAACCUCACUGUGGAAGGGACAGGGAACCCUUGGGCCUGUGUCGCGGCCCUUAGGCGCCUCUUCAACUUCUCCAGCUGUGUGGGCCGAGCACACUGUGCCUUCAAUGGGGUCUACCAGCCCCCCGUGCAGGGCCGGUUCUAUGCCUUCUCCAAUUUCUACUAUACUUUCCACUUCCUGAACCUCACCUCCAGGCAACCGCUGGCCGCCGUCAACGCCACAAUCUGGGAGUUCUGCCGGAGACCAUGGAAGCUGGUGGAGGCGAGCUUCCCAGGGCAGGACCACUGGCUCCGUGACUACUGUGCCUCCGGCCUGUACAUCCUCACACUCCUGCUCGAGGGCUUUGGGUUCAGUGAGGAGACCUGGCCUGACCUUGAGUUCCGCAAGCAGGCUGGGGGCACCGACAUCGGCUGGACGCUAGGCUACAUGCUGAACUUGACCAACAUGAUCCCGGCGGAGGCGCCUGCCCUGUGGCGGGCAGAAAGCUACAGGGUCUGGGUAGCUGGCGUCGUCUUUGUGGUGCUGACCCUUGUGACCAUUCUCGGGGCUGCUGCGGUCCAGCUCUUCUGGCCCCAGGACUAAGCCAGGCUGCCACCUGAUGUGAGAAGGCCGAGGACCAGCUCCCACAGCUGGGGUGGCCACCCCAGCUUGAGCCCUGGCCUUCCUGAGCCCCUGACUCCGGUGGGGCCUCCUUGUCCUGGGGGCUCGGGCCCCACAGUCAGGGUCCUUCUGGCCAUGGAGGUUUGCUGUGCACCCCCUGCCCCCAACCACAGCCUCCCCAUCCCAGCACUGCUGGGUCACCCUCUCCCCCAUACUUCCCAGGACAUUGGGUGCCUUUCUGCGCAAACACCAGGCCACAAGACCCCUGUGGCAUUCUGUUCUGGGGCUGUGUGGCCUGCAGUCCCAGUGGGCCCUGGGGCCAGGACGAGCCUGGGAUAGAGUGACCUCUGGAGCAGGUGGGGGCUAGCUUCCCAGGAGGGGCUGGCAGUGGGGCCCAGCCUCAUGGGGAAGCCAGGAGUCGGCCUCUGCCUGGGUCCCUGGUGUCAUGGGUCUGAGGGGCAGUGUCCAGGCUCUGCACGCCUCUCCUGGGCGGCCACACCCCACACCCACAGAAGCCUGUCAGGCCCUCUCCACAGCCAAGCCCCAAAUGUGCAGCACAGCAUGGUGCGGAUGGGUGGCUUUAUUAAAACAUUCCUUGCCGUG